Molecule: messenger RNA, 1848 nt
Organism: Capsicum annuum
Lineage: Eukaryota; Viridiplantae; Streptophyta; Magnoliopsida; Solanales; Solanaceae
Exons: 7
Coding region: 87-1469 (460 amino acids)
Source: RefSeq, a predicted model, not a curated record
AGAAAGGCCUAACUUUCCUAAAUUGAAUUUGAAUGUACUACUACUCUCCCUGUGUUGUUUACAAACAACGUUAAUCUUGUAGAACAAUGUCAAGUUCCACUGUACAAAUGUUAACAACAUCUUCAUUAUUCUCCACCCAAAAUUACCCAUAUUCUGAUAUUUUCAACCAGCCAAUAAAAAAGAUAAAAUGUGUAGCUAAAACAAGGAGAAGGAAAUCAAGAAUGGAGAUUUUGGCUAUGGCUAGUGAUAAUUCAGUUAAAAAUGAAAAAUCCACAAAGCUAAUUACCUUUUUGGGCAAAGGGGGUUCUGGGAAAACUACUUCUGCCAUCUUUGCUGCUCAGCAUUAUGCAAUGUCAGGGCUCAAAACAUGCUUGGUGAUACAUUCUCAAGAUCCGACAGCUGAAUAUCUUCUGAAUUGUAAGAUUGGGACAUCGCCAAUAACAUGCAACGACAACCUUUCAGCCGUUAGAUUGGAAACUACAAAAAUGCUCCUUGAACCUCUUAAUAAACUGAAGCAAGCAGAUGCUCGUCUUAAUAUGACUCAAGGAGUUCUUGAAGGGGUAGUUGGAGAAGAGCUUGGAGUACUUCCUGGUAUGGAUUCCAUAUUUUCAUCCCUAGCACUCGAGCAGCUUGUAGGAUUUUUUGAAAAUGUGGUUCGACAAAAUAGUAAAAAAGAGAAAUUUGAUAUUAUUAUUUAUGAUGGCAUGAGUACUGAAGAAACGAUUAGGAUGAUUGGUGCAACCAGCAAAGCAAGGUUAUACUUGAAAUAUCUCCGCAAUUUAGCUGAAAAAACUGAUUUAGGAAGGCUGGCAAGUCCCUCACUUUUGAGACUUGCGGAAGAAGCCUUGACUCUAAGCGGUAGCAAUCUUAAUCUGAAUGGGAAAAUGAGUUCAGAAAUUUGGGACCUUCUAGAACAAGUAUUGGGGAGAGGAUCUAAAAUAUUUGCAGAACCCAAAAGGUUUGGUUGCUAUAUUGUGGUGGAUAGAAACAGCCCUGUGUCUAUGGCUUCUGCUUUACGCUACUGGGGUUGCAUAAUCCAGGCCGGUGCACAGGUUUCUGGUGCAUUUGCUCUUGCAUCGCCAAAUUCAAGUGGAGAAUCAGGAGCAACGAUUGAGAUUUUUUCACCUUUGCCUUCUGCUUUUGUUCCACAUAUCUCAGUGGGAGCCCAUCUAGAUUGGAACAAGAUUAUGCAGGAUAGUCAUAGCGAGAGUGCACGGAAUCUUCUGACAGUAACAGCUCAUAAGGCCAGCAUUCCUCCAGUUACCUUUGAUCCAACCAACAAAAUUGUCACACUUCUCAUGCCCGGUUUUGACAAAUCGGAAAUCAAGCUAUAUCAAUUUAGAGGAGGAUCUGAAUUGUUGGUGGAGGCUGGUGAUCAAAGACGUGUCAUUCGUCUACCAUCUCAACUUCAAGGGAAGGUUGGAGGUGCCAAAUUUACAGAUAGAAGUCUUGUCAUCACAAUGAGAUAGCAGAUGAAAUCAAGAAACCUCAAUAACAUGUUUAGCUAUAAGCAUGCCUUUAGUCAGUUUGCAUCAGCUGUCGUAACAAUAUUCAUGGCCGCGCAGUCAAUAAACGUUUUCCCUAUCUAUGUACAAUGUGAAGGUUCACCAUGUUAAAUGGAGGAAACAGUACUGAUGAUUGAAUCACCAUAAACUACAUUCUCAAGUUUCUCAUCGUUGGGGGCGACAUACUUCAAGCUUGAAGUUAAUAUGACUGAUUACUCGAAUUUCUUAAUAUUCAACAGUUAUGCAAGUGUUUCAGUCAUUUUUUCCAGUGUAAUGUAUACUCAAAUUUUCAGAAUUGAUGAAUAUGGAGAUCCAAAAUUCACUUAUAGUGAAGUUGUCAAAA